AUGCUGUUGAAAUCUCGUCAGAUUGUAAGUCGCGUUCCAGUUUAUCCAAAAUCUAAUUAUUCCUUUAUCCAAAGUCUAAUAAAAAUUGAUUUUUUUAAAAAUUCAAAAACUUUCAGCGCUCUUCGUUGCCUUUGGAAAUACUCUUAUACAUAAAUGCACGAAUUUCAAUCGUCUUCUUUUUCGUUUUCAUUGGAAUUCACAUUUAUAAAUGUAAGUUGAACUGCGGUUUUUGUUUUCAAAAGUACUUUAGCUACAUAUCUUCAUGUGCCAAAGCAUGCCGACGUCAGCGAGCUCAUUAUCUUACUUUCAUUUGGACCCUUGGAAGCCUUGAGAAUUUCUUGGGGUAAGUUGAGGGUUAUGAAGGUUCGAUGGGACGGAAAAAUGUUAUGUCAUAGACAACGUUGAUGACGUAAUUGUAGGCUAUAUCUUCUUUGAGAAAUAUUUUUUUCGCUUUGAAGGAAACACCAUGGCAGGUCGAAGGUUUCCUAAAUUUGUGAUUUUCCAAGGCCUCCAAGCACUGAUAUUGACAUACCAAUAUAAGUAUUUAAAUAACGAAAAUAUUGCCUCAAGCAACAAAACAUCCAAACUUACGAAGAAACACCCAUAUCUUACUGACUCUUAAUUUCACGUGUUUCAGCUCGUCGCGGGAAUUUGACGGAGACGACGGCCUUUAUCGCCUUUUCAUUGAUGUUAUCGCUGGCGAUUAUCGCGAUCUGUGUGUAUAUCGGCUUCUUCCAGAACUACGUCUUGAUGGUCGAACUUAUACUGGCCUCGAUUGAAGGUGGAUUCGUCAUCUUCGAAAUCUUAUGCUCCAUCGCUGCAGUGGCCUCGUUUUCGAGGACUUCUAGCUCGAGUUAA
This is a messenger RNA of Bursaphelenchus xylophilus (pine wood nematode), 858 nucleotides long. NCBI's taxonomy places the organism in Eukaryota, Metazoa, Nematoda, Chromadorea, Rhabditida, Aphelenchoididae. The record is from the annotation of a GenBank genome assembly.